Messenger RNA from Yarrowia lipolytica CLIB122, 1611 nucleotides. RefSeq lists its product as uncharacterized. The record is from RefSeq and is a predicted model, not a curated record. Gene Ontology annotation, biological process: proton transmembrane transport; proton motive force-driven ATP synthesis. NCBI's taxonomy places the organism in Eukaryota, Fungi, Ascomycota, Dipodascomycetes, Dipodascales. Gene Ontology annotation, molecular function: ADP binding; proton-transporting ATP synthase activity, rotational mechanism; ATP binding.
AUGUUUAAGAACGCUCUUCGUCGUGCUGGCGUUGCCGCCCCCCGAAUUUCCCGAGUUGCCCAGCGAGGCUACGCCGAGGCCAAGGCUACCCCCACCGAGGUCACUUCCAUCCUUGAGGAGCGAAUCCGAGGUGUCUCUGGUGAGGCCAACCUGAACGAGACUGGUCGAGUCCUCUCCGUUGGUGAUGGUAUCGCCCGAGUUUUCGGCCUCAACAACAUCCAGGCUGAGGAGCUCGUCGAGUUCGCUUCUGGUGUCAAGGGUAUGGCCCUUAACCUGGAGGCCGGCCAGGUCGGUAUUGUGCUGUUCGGUUCUGAUCGACUCGUCAAGGAGGGUGAGACCGUCAAGCGAUCCGGUUCCAUUGUCGACGUCCCCGUCGGACCCGCCCUUCUCGGUCGAGUCGUCGAUGCCCUCGGUAACCCCAUCGAUGGUAAGGGACCCAUCGAGACUGAGUUCCGAAUCCGAGCCCAGGUUAAGGCCCCCGGUAUUCUCCCCCGAACCUCCGUCAACGAGCCCAUGCAGACCGGUCUUAAGGCCGUCGAUGCCCUUGUCCCCAUUGGCCGAGGCCAGCGAGAGCUGAUUAUCGGUGACCGACAGACCGGUAAGACCCAGAUUGCCAUCGAUACCAUUCUUAACCAGAAGCGAUGGAACUACGGCCAGGACGAGAAGAAGAAGCUCUACUGUGUCUACGUUGCCGUUGGCCAGAAGCGAUCUACCGUCGCCCAGCUUGUCCAGACUCUUGAGCACCACGAUGCCCUCAAGUACUCUAUCAUUGUUGCUGCUACCGCCUCCGAGGCUGCCCCUCUCCAGUACCUUGCUCCCUUCACUGGUACCGCCAUGGGUGAGUGGUUCCGAGACAACGGCAAGGGUGCCCUGAUUGUCUUCGACGAUCUUUCCAAGCAGGCCGUUGCCUACCGACAGAUGUCUCUGCUUCUGCGACGACCUCCCGGACGAGAGGCUUACCCCGGUGAUGUUUUCUACCUCCAUUCCCGACUUCUUGAGCGAGCCGCCAAGAUGAACGAGCGAGAGGGUGGAGGAUCCCUUACUGCCCUGCCCAUCAUUGAGACCCAGGGUGGUGAUGUGUCCGCCUACAUUCCUACCAACGUUAUUUCUAUUACCGAUGGUCAGAUUUUCCUCGAGGCCGAGCUCUUCUACAAGGGUAUCCGACCCGCCAUUAACGUCGGUCUUUCCGUCUCUCGAGUCGGUUCCGCUGCCCAGGUCAAGGCCAUGAAGCAGGUUGCCGGUUCCCUCAAGCUCUUCUUGGCCCAGUACCGAGAAGUUGCUGCCUUUGCCCAGUUCGGUUCCGAUCUUGAUGCUUCCACCAAGCAGACUCUUACCCGAGGUGAGCGACUUACUCUCCUCCUCAAGCAGAAGCAGGCUUCCCCCAUGUCUUCCGAGGAGAUGGUCCCCCUCAUCUACGCUGGUGUCAACGGUUACAUCGAUAACAUCCCUGUCAAGCAGGUCGAGAAGUUCGAGGCUGAGUUCGUUUCUUACCUGCAUGCUAACGAGUCCGACCUCCUCAAGGACAUCGCCGCCACCGGUGAGCUGUCCAAGGAGAACCUCGAGAAGCUCAAGAGCAUCACCGAGAACUUUGUCGGCUCCUUUGCCAAAUAA